UAAUCUAUGACAACAAGAGCGACGUUUCUGUUUCUCGUUGUACGGUCUUACUUUACCUGGUAAGACUCGUACCUUCCGUAAAAGAGAAGGGGAACACCGACGCCGAGGACGGUCUUUCCAGUUCUCCGCACCGUUCGGUUCAGUGUAGCCGCAACCAUAGUGGCGAUAGGAUAUCGUCGUAUCGUGCAGGUCUCGUCUCAAUUUGCGGAUGAUCGUCGGAGUUCUCUCCGUGUUCGAAAAUAGGCUUUCAAAUAAACCGGUGGUUGACGCAGCCGCAGUUCUUCGUCGGGGGUGUUUAUAGAUCCGUCGACCUCGCAAACUGAUCGCUUUCGAUGGUACGCCGCAGCGAGCUACCGACUGACAAAUCCGAGCUGAAUUAAGCUGUAUUAAUAAUCAGCCGUUGGGUCGCAGGUGUUUGGUAAGCUUUGGAAAAAAAAUUCACGGUACAAAGUGUGAUCUCAGGCUGAAUAAUCAACGAGGCCGCAAAGUUUUCCGUAUGCACUUGUGCCCGGAAUAGACGCACUGGCGGAGACGUUGAAUUCAUUCCAAGUUUAUUUGUGAGGUGAAAAAGAACAACGAGACAAAACGAAAACAUGUCGUUCCUAAAAUCGACCGGAGAUAUUAUCGGCUUCUUGUUACUUUCGCUGUUCGCCAUCGUCGAAGGAAUUAUAAAAUUAUUCACACCCCUUAAAUAUCGAAUGAAAAGUGUAGCCGGUGAAGUCGCCCUAGUUACCGGGGGUGGAAGUGGACUGGGAAGACUGAUCAGUCUCAGGUUAGCAAACCUUGGAGCGGUGGUCGUUGUCUGGGACAUCAACAAGAGCGGAAUCGACGAGACCGUAAAACUCGUGCAAGCAUCGGGUGGCGUAUGCUUCGGAUACGUUUGCGAUCUUUGCGAUCGCGAGGAUGUUUACCAGAAGGCUGCCCUCCUUCGUAAAGAAGUUGGAAAGGUAACGAUCCUCAUCAACAAUGCCGGAAUUGUGACAGGGAAGAAAUUCCUGGACACUCCCGAUCAGAUGAUCAUUCGUACGAUGGAUGUGAACAUCAUGAGUCAUUUCUGGACGGUCAAGGCGUUCCUCCCCGGGAUGAUGGAGGACGACAAAGGCCAUAUCGUUAGCAUCGCAAGUUUGGCGGGUUACACCGGAAUUCCAAAAUUGGUAGAUUACUGCGCUUCCAAAUUUGCAGCAGUCGGAUUCGACGAAGCUCUGAGGAUGGAGUUGGAGGCCGAAGGCUACAGCAUUCAGACCACGGUCAUCUGUCCCUACUUCAUCCGCAGCACGGGUAUGUUCGAGGAUGUACAAUCCAGGUUUGUUCCCACGUUAAAGUCAAACGAGGUAGCCGACAGAGUAAUUACAGCGAUGCGUUGUAAUGAAAAGUACGCAAUUGUUCCUGGAUAUCUUCAAGGCAUGCUCGCAUUGAAAUGGAUGUUUCCGUGGACGUGCGCGGCGAUGUUUUUACGAGGUCUUGUCCUCGACGCGUCUCCUAAUCACGGGGUACCAUCGCCCUCGAUACCGGAAACCGAGGUCACUAGCAUCCCUUCCAAAGACCAAAACGGCUCCGCGCUUCAUCAUCAAAUCGCAAGACGCGUGUCGAGUUCAGAGAGGAAGCCCUAAAAUUUUGUAAAUUGUACGUUACGUUAUCAAUACUUGUACGCGCACGUCAUUCGCCUUGCGAAAUGUUGACGCGUCCCCCUUCUCUUGGUAUUUGUUCCGAUGACUUCACACUUGUAAUCACGCAUUCAAAAUUCAAAAUUACCCGACUAACUGCGGCUGAAGGAUUCACGCUACAUACGUAUACGUGAAGCGAAACACUUUUUCAUUGGAGAAAUUUGAAGAGAAGACCAACAGAUCACGAAGAAUAUUUUUUGUCUUUUCGAUCGAGUGACAGGUAUCGCCGUAAUAAUUAUAAAAGCUCUCGACGAUAACUGGGGACCAAUGCCUUGUGGUAAAAUUGCUUUGAAAAGGAAUUUAACGACUGGAACUGCUGAACUCGCUGCAGAUCAAUCACCGCGUUGCCCUUGCGCUGUUUUAUCAGCGAUAAAAUGUCGGCUCAUCUGCCGAAAACUAUUCAAUGCAGAUGAUUCUCCGCAUGUUUAAUAUAAGAUUAGAUAUUUAAAUAUACGUUACGUAAUAUAUGCUCUUUAUUUUCGCUGAAGAAAUAAUGACGAUCGGCGAUCGAAGACCAAUAUCCGAUGUAUAUUGUAUUUUUGGUAAAAUCACAUCUUACACGCGUAAAUAUAUUGCAUAAAUAUAACGAAUAAGUAAAUUAGUUACCUCGAAAAGUACAUUAUAUGCUAGGUUUUGUGUAAUAUUAUGAAGCAUCGGAAUUCGAAGAAAUAAACGGAUAAAUAAAUUAAGUUGACAAAAUGAAUUAUUCAACAAAUAUUAAGGUUGUGCUACGUUGUAGAUCGGUCAGAUGAGUGACUCUUAUUUUUAGGAUAUGCAUAUAACUAUGUGUAGUCAAAGCUUUAUCGCAGUCACUGCUGAUAGCUUCAGUUAAGAUGAAUAAUUAUUUAAUUAUUAUGCGUUUGUACGUAUGAUUAUGUAUCUUAUAUUUUGUCUUAUUUACAAUCCCGAAUGUACCUGUGCAAGGUGGCCUCCGAUUCCGCCCUGUGCUAUAAUUAAUUGUUAAGUGUGAACGUAUAGAUACAGGUAGAUAACCAGAGGGUGAGAAGGUGGCAAAAGCUGACAGGCGAUAACAGAGCUAGAUAGAUUGUACGAAUAAUUGUACGGUGAAAAAAUUACGAUACUAUGAUUAGGUCAUCGAAGCAAUGAUGAAAAACAGAUGGCAACGACGUACCUGAAUUGUGAUGAAAAAAGUUGCGGAGUCAAUUGAAUAAUUUUCUUUCGUUACCAACGAUCGCCAAUUGAAUUAAAAUUCAGUUGGCGGAAUUGAAAUUUUGCUAGCCUUAUCCCGUGAUUUCUGUCGGUGCUAGAAAACGUUCGGUUGCAAAAAGUGUCCCUGCGCUCGUUCCUGUUGAAAAAUAAAUAUUUUAAUCGACUCAAUGACAAUUUUUUUUUUCACAUGGGAAAUCCAGAUUCGAAUGAAUUCGCGGGUGGCGAUACAUAAACCUCAGAUUCGCUGGGUUUUACAAUUCUGAGCUGGUGCUUACCUGCAAUUGCGAUAUUCCAUGUUCUCACUUGUUUCGAGUAUUUACGAACAUUUGAAAAUGUAAAAACCGAAUAAAAGGCCUUAAUAAAUAACCAGAGGAGAUUAUCGACGUGUCGUUCGUUUCAAUUCUUGUAAUGUUAUAUAUUUUCUUCUCGCGAACGCUUCGAUGUCAUUAUUGCACCUCCUCACGAUUAUACCUUAAAUAAUUACUUUCGAGAUAAUUUAACAUUCAAUUAUGUAUGUACGUUAGGUAGAUUAGGCCGAGUGCCAUCCCUUGCCUUUCAAAUCGUUGAGCGAUAAAUUGUAAUUGAUAAAAAUCGUAAAUGCAGCGAUGGUUUAUAUGUAAUUGAAUUAUUUUUAACAUAUGAUAUUAUUAUGAAUGUACGCAAUAAAGUACAAAAUUUACACGGUUA
This is a messenger RNA of Athalia rosae (coleseed sawfly), 3521 nucleotides long. Its product is annotated as epidermal retinol dehydrogenase 2-like. Lineage: Eukaryota; Metazoa; Arthropoda; Insecta; Hymenoptera; Athaliidae. The coding region runs from base 594 to 1610 and encodes 338 amino acids. The transcript has 8 exons. Gene Ontology annotation, cellular component: lipid droplet. The record is from RefSeq and is a predicted model, not a curated record. Gene Ontology annotation, molecular function: oxidoreductase activity, acting on the CH-OH group of donors, NAD or NADP as acceptor.